AUGGCAUCCAACUCAGCUCCGUCCAGCUGGCAAAACCUCGUCGCGCAAAAGCAACGCGAGUGCCAGCAGAAGAUCCCCCGCGAAUGGGUCCUGAGCGGGGACCUACUCACCGAUCUACCCGCACGAUUGUUGGAGUACGACGUACCGCGUCGCAGUGGUCUUCUUUCUGACAGCGAAUUGGAUAUUACGCAGAAUUACACCGCCAGUCAAUUAUUGGUUAGAUUGGCAUCUGGCCGCGUUAGUUCUUUGGAUGUUACUACUGCGUUUUGUAAGAGGGCUGCUAUUGCGCAGCAGGUUCUAUCUUGUCUGACAGAGACCUUCUUCCCCGAGGCUCUUCAGCGCGCCAAGUAUCUGGAUGAAUAUCUUCAACGAGAAGGGAAACCAUUUGGACCUCUCCAUGGUCUACCGAUCAGUCUGAAAGAUAGUUUCUGUGUCGAGGGCACACAGGCAACAGUCGGAUAUGUCGCCCUUCUGAAAGUAGAACCAUGCAAGACGAAUUCCGCUCUCGUGAAGAUGCUCUUGAAGCUUGGAGCAGUACUAUACGUCAAGACAAACAUCCCACAGACAAUGAUGACUGCAGACUCAGAAAACAACAUCUUCGGCCGAACCCUAAACCCCCAAAAAAAAAUUCUUACAGCUGGCGGCUCCAGCGGCGGCGAAGGCGCCCUCAUCUCAUUCCGCGGAUCAAUCCUAGGUGUGGGGACCGACAUUGCAGGCUCAAUCCGUAUUCCGGCACUAUGCUGCGGUGUUUAUGGUUUCAAGCCAACAGCCAACCGCAUCCCCUUCGGCGGACAGGUAUCCGGUGCAAUUGAGGGCAUGCCGGGACUGAUCCCCGCUGCUGGGCCAUUGGCACAUAGUAUUGCUGAUUUGAAGUUGCUGAUGAGUACUGUUGUUGGGGAUGGACAUGCUUGGGAGUAUGAUUCCAGUGCUGUUAGUGUACCUUGGCAUGGUAUCCCGCGUGGUAUUAAUGAUCCUGCUAAUGGGGUUUUGACAAUUGGUGUCCUUGGCGAGGAUGAACAUUUCCCGCUUCAUCCGCCUGUAAAGCGAGCUUUGGAUUCUGCAGUUGAGGCGUUGACUCGGGCUGGGCAUCGGAUUGUUCAUCUUGAUUCUGGUGGUGACGAAGCGUUGAGUGUGUCUUAUGCUUCGCGUCUUGCAUUCCAGUAUUUCAUCUACGGACCGCAUAAAGAUCUCGUUGCUGAGGCUGGUGAGCCUCUUGUGACAUCCGUGGCUAAAGGUGUUGCGCCUAUGUUCUCGGGUCCUUUCCCUGUUCAGCAUGGACUGGAGCCGUUUGAUACGAUUCAGGCAUUACAUGAGGCCAGGGCUCGUGUCUAUGAUGCUUGGCGGCAGAUUUGGGUUGAUCUGAAGCUUGAUGUUAUUUUGGCUCCUGGGGCUCAGAAUACUGCUGUUGGGUUUGAUACUUAUGGGUGGCCACCUUAUACUGUUCUUUGGAACUUGUUGGAUUAUCCUGCAUGCAUAAUCCCAUACGGGAAAGCAUCCAAAGAACUUGAUCCGGAGCCGAUGAAUACAUCAGAUGAUGUCCAGCCCAAUUAUAUUCCCGAUGAAGUCGAUGGCGCACCUUGUGCUAUCCAAAUUAUCACGCCCCAAUUCCAGGAUGAGAAGUGUCUCUGGGCAGCUGAUAUCAUUGACAAAGCGUUAGACAUGUACGGCAAGCAAUAG
Penicillium antarcticum is the source of this 1677-nucleotide messenger RNA. RefSeq names its product general amidase GmdB (gene gmdB). The transcript has 5 exons. Lineage: Eukaryota; Fungi; Ascomycota; Eurotiomycetes; Eurotiales; Aspergillaceae. The coding region runs from base 1 to 1677 and encodes 558 amino acids. The record is from RefSeq and is a predicted model, not a curated record.